GGCGCGAUAACUGAUAAUCAACCGCCAUCUUGUUUGUUGUUGUUGGCUGGCGGUUCAGUCAUGGCGAUGCAUGCUAAAGCGACUCCCCCGCAAAUUCCCGACACCCGCCGUGAGCUCUCGGAGCUCGUCAAAAGGAAGCAAGAGCUCGCGGAGACGCUGGUGAACCUGGAGAGACAGAUCUAUGCUUUCGAAGGUAGCUACCUGGAGGACACGCAAAUGUACGGGAACAUCAUCAGAGGAUGGGACCGCUACCUGACCAACCAGAAAAACUCCAACAGUAAGACCGACAGAAGGAACCGGAAGUUCAAGGAGGCCGAGCGGCUCUUCAGUAAAUCCUCCGUAACCUCAGUAGCAGCCGUGUGCGCUCUCGGCGGCGUCCCCGAUCACAUGAAUGAGAAACGCGAGGCAGGCAGCGGCACAGAGAGCGACGCGUCUCCGGACCUUCAGAACCAGGAGAACGAGCCGGGUCAGGAGGAGGCGGAGGACGCGGACGGAGCACUGCAAGACCUGAAGCCUCAGAAAGCCGCCUCGUCCUCCAGCUCCACCAACGCCAGCCACCACAGCAGCCACAAGAAACGCAAGAACAAGAACCGACACAGAUUUGACAUGAAGAUGAACAAAAAGCCCAGAGCGGAUUAUUCAGCCUGAUGAUGAAGCUGGAGUGUAUUCGACCCGGACUAUAGUUUCAUCCACCGUCUCACAUUCACCCCCUUUAUAGAUCCCUACUUAUAAGCUCAUCCUCCUCCUCGUCUCCGUUUGGUUUCACACAUCAUCAUGGAUGCCCCACACCAUCCUGUUUUGCAUGUGAAACACCACCCAACGCACCCCAUCCCCCCACGGCUCCCCGUGUCGUUUUUUUUUUUUGUGUCUCAUGGUGCAUGUGAUACGGGACGCGUUUUUAUCUGAUGUAUUUCCAUCACGUCGGAUUUCUCCGUAUUUAUGACGCUUCUCUUCAACUUUUUUACUGUGUAAAUUUUUUUAGUAAUUUUUUUUUUUUUUUGUAAAUGAACAAAAAAGGAGAACAGUGUCGUCAUUGUUGGUUUUUACUCUGUGGAAAAAAAAGUAAUAAAAAAAUGAAGACAAA
This is a messenger RNA of Clarias gariepinus (North African catfish), 1084 nucleotides long. It is a transcript of the gene meaf6, whose product is annotated as MYST/Esa1-associated factor 6. Bases 61 to 648 code for a protein of 195 amino acids. NCBI's taxonomy places the organism in Eukaryota, Metazoa, Chordata, Actinopteri, Siluriformes, Clariidae. Gene Ontology annotation, cellular component: NuA4 histone acetyltransferase complex. The record is from RefSeq and is a predicted model, not a curated record. The transcript has 7 exons.